AUGCAAUACUCUCAUUCUCGUCUUUUCCAUUUCUUUGCUCUCUUUCUCUUUGUCCUGUGUUUGACCAAGGCGACGCUCUCUGCCCCUAUCAAGCCUGCAGCCGGAGAGAAGUCCGGAGCUAAAACCCCUGCUAACGCUAGUAAGAAUCCGACACCGGCGAACAGGCCUGCAAGCCCGGUAGCUGGUACUAGUAGCGCCUCCGCCUCCGACCCUGCUGAGGCAGGUUGUGGCAAACAGACUACCUGCGAGAAGUGCAUCGCUGUCAAGGGUUCUGGUGGGAAAGUCGUCUGUGGUUUCAAUCAAUCUGGAAAAUGUGUCGGUCUUUCUACCGCAGCUGCGUCCACCUUGGCAAAAACGGCUGCUGAAUGCAAGGCUCUGAACACUAAAGCUAACGAACAAGCCGGCGCAGAUGCAGAGUUUACUGCCGCCGCUAAGAGCGAGUUCGCAAAGAUCAAACCUCAUGUUUUCGGUACGGAGAAGGGAUUGAAGAAUACCUCUGGCAGGCAUUUGGCUUCCUCGCUUCUCAGCGUCCCUGCCAACAAGAACUUGCAGCGCACCGCGAAUGCUUCUACUGGUCUUUCUAGGUUCACCAACGCGAACGGAAAAGUAAAGACGACCUGGGAUGAUGACACGGGAAAGUACACCCAAGCUCAAGUACAAUCGAUGUGCGAGGACGCGAUCAAGUCUGUCUUGAAGUUGACGAACGCGAAAACACUACCAAAGGGAACGUCGAUUACUUCAGUUUCCGUGCAGUCUCCCCUCGGCAUGAACCUCUGCAUUAGUGUGCAAGGCAACACCAGUGUGUUCCCUGGAUCGACAAACCCUACAUCCGACGCCGCAGGUCAACGAUGUACACCGGACGCUGAAGUUUCUGAUGAUAUUUGA
Molecule: messenger RNA, 885 nt
Organism: Marasmius oreades (fairy-ring Marasmius)
Lineage: Eukaryota; Fungi; Basidiomycota; Agaricomycetes; Agaricales; Marasmiaceae
Exons: 5
Coding region: 1-885 (294 amino acids)
Source: RefSeq, a predicted model, not a curated record